Molecule: messenger RNA, 834 nt
Organism: Penicillium malachiteum
Lineage: Eukaryota; Fungi; Ascomycota; Eurotiomycetes; Eurotiales; Aspergillaceae
Product: RTA1 domain-containing protein
Exons: 2
Coding region: 1-834 (277 amino acids)
Cellular component (GO): membrane
Source: RefSeq, a predicted model, not a curated record
AUGUCUUCCGGCUACACUCUUUACAAUUAUACCCCAUCGGUAGCAGCCGCGGCCGUAUUUGUCAUUAUUUUUAUCAUUGCCACCGGUGGUCAUAUGUUCCUCGCUAUCAAGAAUAGGCAGAAAUUCUUGAUAGCUUUUAUCGUUGGAGGAUUUUUUGAGGCUAUUGGUUAUGUGGCCCGUGCAAUCAGUGCAAACGAAUCACCAAAUUACUCGGUUAUGCCGUACGCGCUGCAAAGUCUUUUUAUUCUUCUCGCUCCCUCUUUAUUCGCGGCAUCAAUUUACAUGAUCCUUGGUCGUAUCAUUCGCCUAGUCGAUGGUGAUUGCAAUUCUAUUAUUCGUGCCACUCGAUUGACCAAGAUCUUUGUUUGUGGUGAUGUUCUGUCAUUUUUAAUUCAAAGUGGAGGUGGUGCAAUGCUGUCUAUUGCUAAGACCUCAAGUAGCCUACAACUAGGUGAAGAUGUGAUCGUUGCCGGCUUAAUCGUUCAAAUCAUAUUUUUCGGCUUCUUUAUUAUCGUCUCGGUCAUCUUCCACAAGCGCAUGAAUGAACGUCCGACCGCAACCUCGCUCAGCUCUGCAGCCCAAUGGGAAAGAUACAUGUAUGUGCUUUAUGCCGCUAGCACGAUGAUCAUGGUUCGUUGCAUCUAUCGCGUUAUCGAAUACAUCCAGGGAUCGACAGGUACUCUACAGAGUCAUGAGUACUUUGCGUAUAUCUUUGACGCUACGCUUAUGUUCCUGGUGAUGGUGAUUUUCAUCAUUUUCCACCCUAGUCAGAUUCUGAAGAGAGGAGGAAAGCAAUUAGAUGAGACGGAGCUCAUUUAUGGCCGAUUGGGCUAG